This is a messenger RNA of Cricetulus griseus (Chinese hamster), 901 nucleotides long. NCBI's taxonomy places the organism in Eukaryota, Metazoa, Chordata, Mammalia, Rodentia, Cricetidae. The record is from RefSeq and is a predicted model, not a curated record.
AUGGCCGGAAGCCACCGAUCCCUCAGCCGGGUCCAUCCCUUUCUCCUGCUUGCCCUAGUCUUUGGUGGUGCAGUUCAGGCCUCCCAGAUUGUGGGUGGGCACGAGGCUCAGCCCCAUUCUCGGCCUUACAUGGCGUCCCUGCAGCUGAGCAGGUCCCCUGGGAACCACUUCUGUGGUGGCACUCUGAUCCACCGGAGAUUCGUGCUGACUGCUGCCCACUGCCUGCAGGACAUCCCCUGGCAGCUUGUGACGGUGGUGCUGGGUGCGCACGACCUGCAAAGCCAGGAGCCUGAGCAGCAGAAAUUCACCAUCACGCAGAUCUUCCAGAACAACUACAACCCUGAGGAGAGCCUCAAUGACGUGUUGCUUAUUCAGCUGAACCGGCCAGCCUCCCUGGGCGAGAAGGUGGCCGUGGCCUCUCUGCCCCAGCAGGGCCAAUCGCUGUCCCAGGGCACCCAGUGCCUGGCCAUGGGCUGGGGCCGCCUGGGCACCCGCGCGCCCACGCCACGCGUGCUGCAGGAGCUGAACGUCACGGUGGUCACCUUCCUGUGCCGGGAACACAACGUGUGCACGCUGGUGCCACGGCGGGCAGCAGGCGUUUGCUUCGGAGACUCGGGUGGCCCCUUGAUCUGCGACGGCAUUCUCCAUGGAGUCGACUCUUUCGUGAUCCGAGAAUGCGCCUCCCUGCAGUUCCCCGAUUUCUUCGCCCGGGUGUCCACGUAUGUGGACUGGAUUCACACGGUGCUGCGGGGCGCUGCGCCCUGAGCUGCCAGACCCCGGCACUCCCUGCAAGCUCCGGCGGGAGCAUGUGCAGUGGGAGGUCCUUCCCGGGCUUUUCUCCUGCUGCACCGCCCACGCACCCCUGGAGUGGAGCCAGCUCUGUCCCCAUCCCACGCGGCCU